AUGCAUGGUGUUCCCAUUACAACACUCAGAGACAGAGUGGAUAACAGGAUUUCACUUGACACAACAAAAUCAGGACCAGAACCAGUUUUGAGUCUUGAACAGGAGGCAAGGCUUUGCAGACACUUGACAAGUUACGCUGAGGUUGGGUAUGGCUACACCAGAGCUGAAGUCAUUGGGUUGGCAACUGAAUAUGCUGUUUCGCUUGGUAAACGAACCCCAGAUAAACCAUUUUCUCUGCAAUGGUUCUAUGAUUUCAUGAAAAGGUGGACAGAACUUAAACUUGUUAAGCCUUCAAGUCUCUCUGAACAGAGGGCCAAAUGUGCAAAUGAAACCUCUGUGAAGAAUUAUUUCAAUGAACUUGAAAGUAUUAUGUCAAAGUAUGACUUAAAGAGUAAACCACAAAACAUUUACAACAUAGAUGAAAAGGGGAUAAACACUGAAUACAAGCCACCUAAUGUCAUAGCAGGUUCAAAUUGCAAAGCUCAAGCUGUGAUGGCUGAACGCUCCAAAACUGUAACAAUAAUUGGGUGUGGUAAUGCACUGGGGGUACAAAUACCACCGUAUUUUGUUUUCCCAGGUGAAAGGUUUUUAGAUAACCUUUUAGAUGGCAAAACUCCUGGAGCAGAUGGAACAAUGACAAAAUCCGGGUGGUCAAACUAUGACAUAUUUAGUAAAUAUAUUAAAUGUCGUUUUUUAAAAUAUGUUCAGGGUAGAGAUAGUAAUGAAGCAAUACUUGUAUUGUAUGAUGGCCAUAGAAGUCACUUCUCCAUAGGCCUGAUUGACUGGGCAUUGGAAAACAAUAUUAUAUUGUUUGUACUGCCACCCCACACGUCUCACAUACUGCAACCAAUGGAUGUUGGUUGUUUUGGGCCGCUCCAAACUGUGUAUAGUCAUGCAUGUACUGCUUUCGCAAGGGUGAACCAUCGAGUAGUAACAAGGUACGAUGUCUGUGCUCUUGCCUGCAAAGCAUAUACUACUGCUCUUUGUCCAUCUAACUUGCAGGCUUCAUUUAAGAGGGCAGGAAUCUACCCACUACUUGAUGGUUCAACCAUGUGUGAGCAGCUAGAUGUUAAAACCAAGAAGUAUGUACCAGUAGAACCUGUACCUCCACAGCCUGGCCCAUCCUGUGUGAAUCUGGUGUAUGACUCCCACUCAAUGUCAGAGUCUGAUUCAGAACCAGAAGUAGAGCAGUUACAGUACAGUGAUUUUAGCUGUAGAUGGGGAAAUCAUCCGUUACUAAAAAUGGCUCGAGAAUACAUGACGGUGAUUUCUUGA
Messenger RNA from Mercenaria mercenaria, 1275 nucleotides. RefSeq lists its product as uncharacterized. The record is from RefSeq and is a predicted model, not a curated record. Gene Ontology annotation, molecular function: DNA binding. NCBI's taxonomy places the organism in Eukaryota, Metazoa, Mollusca, Bivalvia, Venerida, Veneridae. The transcript is spliced from 3 exons. Bases 1 to 1275 code for a protein of 424 amino acids. Gene Ontology annotation, cellular component: nucleus.